Messenger RNA from Cucumis melo (muskmelon), 318 nucleotides. Its product is annotated as NADPH-dependent codeinone reductase 1-1-like. Gene Ontology annotation, molecular function: aldose reductase (NADPH) activity. Gene Ontology annotation, cellular component: cytosol. The coding region runs from base 1 to 318 and encodes 105 amino acids. The transcript has a single exon. The record is from RefSeq and is a predicted model, not a curated record. Lineage: Eukaryota; Viridiplantae; Streptophyta; Magnoliopsida; Cucurbitales; Cucurbitaceae.
AUGGAAAAGGGUGUGAUUAUUCCAAGUGUGAGACUAAUGGAGGGGCAGCAGAUGCCAGUCAUGGGGAUGGGGACAGCGUCGAUAUCGGCGAAAGAAGUGACGAAGGCGGCGAUCAUAGAAGGAAUGAAGGUGGGAUUUCGACACUUCGACACAGCAUAUUCAUACGGGACGGAGAAAGUGUUGGGAGAGGCAAUUAGAGAGGGUAUUGAGAUGGGAAUUGUGAAGAGUAGAGAAGAGUUGUUUAUCACUUCCAAGCUUUCCCCUGCGUUUGCUCAUCCUUCCCUUAUUCUUGAUGCCAUUCACGCUACUCUCAAGUAA